AUGAACGCGUGCCCGCGCGAUGCAGAAGAGAAAUCUUUGGCUGAGGUUUUCGACCUCAUUGGCUUCGGACGUUUCCAGCUACAACUGCUGAUAAUAGCCGGUUGUGGCUUCAUGGCUGACUCCAUAGAAGUGGGCGUCGUGACGUUCUUGGAGCAAAAGAUUCCGGAGCAGUGGCCCGAGGCUGAAGGAUGGGCUUUAAACGCCUUGUCCAUGAGCGUUUUUGGAACGAAGCUGCUUGGCAGCUGCAUUUGGGGCAGCCUGUCUGACCACUUGGGUCGCAGGCGCGCCUUCCUGCUGGCUAAUGUCUUUCUGCUGCUCACUGGCUGCUUAUCCGCAGCGGCCCCCUCGUACGUCAGUCUGGUCGUUGUACGUGGGCUGGUUGGCCUUGCCAUCGGUGGCAUUGUCAUUCCCUUUGACAACUUGGCGGAGAGUGUUCCGGAGAAGUAUUCGAGCUUAGUGUGCUAUGCCAUUGAAUAUUUCUGGACGAUUGGCACGCUGUACGCGAAUGUCCUGGCGGCUGUCGUUCUGGAGACUUGGGGGUGGCGGAUCUACCUGUUACUCACUGCAUUGCCCAUUUUCUUGGCCUGCUGUGGAUACAUCUUCCUUGAGGAGAGCCCCAUGUGGCUAUUGGACCGUGGCUGCGACGAGGAUGCGCUGGCAACACUGCGGCGCAUUGCGGCAGUGAACGGCCAGGACCUUGGCAACAUUGCGCUAGUCUCGUACACGAGGGAGACAGAGCCUUCUUGCCGAGAGCUGCUCGCGCCAUCUCUUCGGAGGCAACUGGUUUCACUCAGCGUCAUUUGGUGCUUGGGACUCUUCGGUUACUACGGUGCCUCCCUGGCCAGCGGAUUUCUUUUCUCAUCUGGUGGGUCGAUGGACUACACCGAAGUGCUUUUCACCAGCUGCGGAGAGAUUGUUGGCACUACAGCUGUUUUGUUGACUGCUUGGCGCUUCAGUGCUGCCACGGUGCAGCCAUGGUGUUAUUUCGUAAGUGGCAUCGGUUGCCUUGCUGUGCUGGCGGCAAAGUUGAUGAACGGGCCAACGAUCCUCGUCGCCAUGUUAGCCUUCCUGGUACGCGCUGGAUCAAUGGGUGGGAGUGCGGCCACGUGGGUCUUGACCCCAGCGGCAUUUCCAACCCACAUCCGCUCUACGGCGCACAGUGUCCUGUAUACUUGGGGCUCAGCAGGAAGUUUGUUGGCGACGCUUUGGCCAGCGAAGGCGUCGACAAGCGUCAUCAUGGGCUCAUACGCAUUGGCCAACCUGAUAUGCGUGGCCAUGGGCCUGUGGCAGCAGCGCGGCCUGGCCCCGCGCGGGGCGUUCGACAGCCUGUUAUCCGAUUUGCACGCGUCCAACCUCGAGCGACGUGCUCGCUCCUCCAUAGCUCGGAGCAGCCGUUUAGCAUCUCGCACGGCCAGCCGCACCAGCACCGCGACUGGUCGGCCGAGCAAUCUGAGUCGUCCAAGCUGGCCAUUGUUGCCAUCUCGGCAAAUCUCAUAG
Molecule: messenger RNA, 1497 nt
Organism: Symbiodinium pilosum
Lineage: Eukaryota; Dinophyceae; Suessiales; Symbiodiniaceae
Source: the annotation of a GenBank genome assembly